AUGUCUGAGCCAAUUAAGAAGGGAAACAUUGCCCAGGCGCCUACUCCCCAGAACACCCCUGCUUCCGUGAGCGGCUCGUACCUGAAGAACGCUCCGUUGCCUACGAUUCCGUCCACCAUCAAGGAAGACGAUGAGUUGCACAAGAAGUUGCUGGCCAAUCCAGCGAUCCUGUCUAUGAUCGAGGGCAAGCUGAAUACGCUUGUGGGCACAGACUCGGGGUACGUGAAGGCCCUUCCUCCUAAGAUCAAGAAUAGAUUAUACGGGCUGAAGGCUCUGCAACAAACGCAAUUCAAGCUUGAGGCAGAGUUUCAGAUGGAGUUGCUCAACUUGGAGAAGAAGUACCACGAGAAGCACCUCCCGAUCUUCCAGAAGAGAAAGAGGAUCGUGCUGGGGUCGUUGGAACCAACCACCGAGGAGAUCGAGGAAGGCCAGGCCUUGAUGGGCGAAGAGGAGGACGAGGAGGAGGAGGAGCAAGAUGAGGCCAAGAGCGAGAUUGACGAAACUCUCAAGGAUGUGAAGGGCAUUCCAAGUUUCUGGCUGACUGCCAUGGAGAAUCUGGGGCCUAUUGCUGAGCUAAUAACCGAUAGAGAUUCCGAAGCUUUGAACCACCUUAUUGACAUCAGACUCGAGUAUUUUGAUGCUCUUGGGUUCAGACUGGUGUUUGAGUUUGAAGAAAACGAGUACUUUACCAACAAGCAGCUUGUGAAAACAUAUUAUUACCAGAAGGAGCUAGGAUACUCAAGAGACUUUGUGUAUGACCAUGCAGAGGGAUGUGACAUUAAAUGGAAGGACAAUGACCACAACCUGACAAUUAGUGUGGAGAAGAGAAAGCAAAGAAAUAAGCACACGAAGCAGGUGCGUACCAUUGAGAAAUUGACAGCUGUGGAUUCAUUCUUCAAUUUCUUUACUCCGCCACAGCCAACUAAGCCUGAGGAGGAGGAAGAAGAAAAGGACGAAGAGGAGGACUCCGAGGAAGAGGAGGAGGAAGAAGGUGCUUUGGAGGAGAAAUUGCAAUUGGACUACGAGAUCGGCGAGCUGUUCAAAGACAAGCUGAUUCCAAGAGCGAUCGACUGGUUCACCGGAUACGCUCUGGAGUACGAAUACGACGAGGGAGAAGAGGAGGAGUUUGACGACGACGAGGAGGACUCUGAAGAAGAGGAGUCUGACGACGCGGACGGCUCCGACUCCGACGACUCCGACGCAGACGAAGACGCUGGCGCCGCAAAAGCACAGCCGGCAGAGUGUAAACAACAAUGA
Molecule: messenger RNA, 1257 nt
Organism: Ogataea philodendri
Lineage: Eukaryota; Fungi; Ascomycota; Pichiomycetes; Pichiales; Pichiaceae
Exons: 1
Coding region: 1-1257 (418 amino acids)
Biological process (GO): nucleosome assembly
Cellular component (GO): chromatin; nucleus
Molecular function (GO): chromatin binding; histone binding
Source: RefSeq, a predicted model, not a curated record